Messenger RNA from Guyanagaster necrorhizus, 356 nucleotides. RefSeq lists its product as uncharacterized. The transcript has a single exon. Bases 107 to 286 code for a protein of 59 amino acids. Lineage: Eukaryota; Fungi; Basidiomycota; Agaricomycetes; Agaricales; Physalacriaceae. The record is from RefSeq and is a predicted model, not a curated record.
UUACCAUUGUACAUUAUUUACUAGAAAGAAAAUUCUAUUAGGACUCGCUUUUCUAACCAUACUUGUACGCGCUGGACAUUUCUAUUAAUCACCCGACGAGUAUAAAAUGGCGUCCUCCUUCAGCGCGUCAUCUUUCCUUCUUCUCUCGUCUUCUCUGGAUAAGAGUACCUCGUAUAUAUUAUUGAAUCUCUUCCUAGGGUUUACCGCCAAACACGGCAAUCUCAUGCUCGUACAUGAGCGUACUGAAACAACGGCAUGUCGACGCGCGAAAGCCGUCGGAUACUAAAUCACGAAUCACGACAAGGGGAAAAAAAAUGAGGUCUACCGAUCGCAAUGUAUUGUUCAAGGAUGGAAAA